GUCUUGGUUACGGAAGUUGUUGCUAGCUGUCGACCUCAAAGAUGGCGGAGGAAGAGAACCCGCUUGCAGAAUUUGAGCAAAUUGACUUUUUAAAAGAUCGUCAUGUACGAUUCUUUCAAAGGUCGUUGCAGGUGUUGCCAGAGAGAUAUUCGUCGCUUGAAACAAGCAGGUUGACCAUAGUGUUCUUCUCCUUGUCUGGCCUGGACGUUUUGGAUGCCCUGGACGUGAUAGACAAGCCCAGCAUGAUAGAGUGGAUCUAUUCCUUACAAGUCCUGCCCAACGACGAUCAAUCAAAUCUAGGACGAUGUGGUUUCCGAGGGUCGUCACACAUCGGGGUUCCAUACAGCACCAAGGGCCCUGGGGUGGCCCACCCCUACGACAGCGGGCACGUGGCGAUGACCUACACGGGGCUGGCCUGCCUGCUCAUCCUGGGGGACGACCUGAGCCGCGUCAACAAGGAGGCCUGCCUGGCUGGGCUCAGGGCCCUGCAGCUGGAGGACGGAAGCUUCUACGCCGUCCCGGAGGGAAGUGAGAACGACAUGCGCUUCGUCUACUGCGCCACCUGCAUCUGCUACAUGCUCAACGACUGGUCGGGCAUGGACACACACAAGGCCACGGACUACGUGAGGAAGAGCAUGUCGUAUGACAACGGGAUUGGUCAGGGGGCGGGGCUGGAGUCCCAUGGCGGGUCCACGUUCUGUGCGGUGGCGGCGCUGAGGCUCAUGGGCCGUCUGGAGGAGGCUCUGAGCCAGCGGGAGCUGGACAGGAUCCGCCGCUGGUGCAUCCUGAGGCAGAGGAACGGCUUCCAGGGCCGACCCAACAAGCCCGUCGACACCUGCUACUCUUUCUGGGUGGGCGCCACGCUGGAGUUGUUGGAUGUGUUUCAGUACACUAACUUUGAGAAGAACCGCAACUACAUCCUGUCAACUCAAGACCGGCUGGUGGGAGGCUUCGCCAAGUGGCCUGACAGCCACCCAGAUCCGCUCCACGCCUACUUUGGGAUCUGCGGUCUGUCUCUGAUGGGUGAGGCUGACCUGCGCAGGGUCCACCCUGCUCUCAAUGUCACCCAGAGGGCCUUCCAGUACCUGCAGCAGCUGCACCAGACCUGGGCCAGCACCUGCACCUGACAGCUGGACACACAGACCGCCCCCCCUCUCCCUCCUCCCUCUCACCCCUCACCCCCCUCCCACGUCCUCCAGCCCUCA
Molecule: messenger RNA, 1205 nt
Organism: Osmerus eperlanus (European smelt)
Lineage: Eukaryota; Metazoa; Chordata; Actinopteri; Osmeriformes; Osmeridae
Gene: pggt1b
Product: protein geranylgeranyltransferase type I, beta subunit
Exons: 9
Coding region: 42-1127 (361 amino acids)
Biological process (GO): protein geranylgeranylation
Cellular component (GO): CAAX-protein geranylgeranyltransferase complex
Molecular function (GO): CAAX-protein geranylgeranyltransferase activity
Source: RefSeq, a predicted model, not a curated record